This is a messenger RNA of Bipolaris maydis ATCC 48331, 640 nucleotides long. Lineage: Eukaryota; Fungi; Ascomycota; Dothideomycetes; Pleosporales; Pleosporaceae. The record is from RefSeq and is a predicted model, not a curated record.
UUUUCAACCACUUCACGACGGCGGGACCCUUUGAUACCACAGCGCAAACCCCUUGAGAUUUUCACAAAUUCACCCCCUUUUGGGCAAAAUAGAGAAACCCUGUUUGUUGUUCAUAGAAAACACGCAGCUUGUCAUUGAAUAACAGAGAAAAUAAAUUCAACAUUACCACCGAAGUAGCACCUCGGCAAGAUUGGCAUGCCAUGACUCUCCUCCCGUUCAUAUUGUACAUAUUUAACCCAUUCUUGGAAAUGACAUUCGUGCACCCUCCCCCUUUUUCCCCCACGCGCCACGCAACUCAUUCCAACGCGUGUGUGCGCACAUCCAAAGAUAAGAAAAGGAAAACAAGAAUCCCCGCAUGGUUAAAUUGUUAAUCUUGUCAGCAAAACAGAAAGCACAGGCCAUGGGCUAUACAGGCAAAGCGAGCGAUAAGCAAGGCUUGCCUUGCUUUGGUGUCUUUUGUAUCGGCCCGAUGGAACAAUGCCCCAGUGGGCUUAAAAAGGAAGGGAAGUUUUGGGGCCAAGAUGGUAGUUGUACUAGUAGUCUUUGCACAGUUGAGAGAGAGAGACAAGAGUUUACCUUGUUUUGCACUUGAACUCGCAUAUAUGUACUAUCUACAAUAGUUAUCUAUCUAUCUAUCUAU